GGGAGCUACGGGUUUCCACUGAGUGACAGAGAGAUUUAGCUAGGUCUUCUGCCAGGAUCCAUGAGAUUUUCUGCGAUUUUAGAGAAGGAUGAACAGGGAGAGAGAUACAUAACGAAAAGCAUGCGUAUGUGCAUUCGUUAGGGUCAAGGGCUUACGCACAGAGUCGGUGAGGAGGGGAUGGGUGAGGGAGGAAUGGCAGGAUCCAACACAACCAUACACAUCAAACCAUCCAUUCACGCAGCAGCCACCAAACAAACCAUUAGUGAGCUCAAACAUACACACUUUUUUUCAGAAACAAAGAGUAUCAACCACUGGAAUCUGGAUUUCCUAGCAGCAGGGAGUGCUGAUGUAUCUGAGAACCAUCCUCUUUUCCUUCUUCCGCUUCUUCCUGUGCAUUCCAGUUUGACUGUCUGUCAUAAAAAAGAAAGUUGGAUCGAUUGCUGGAGCACUUGGCCCUUUGACUUUUGAGGUAUAUUAAUUAACACUGGUUUCAUAACAGUUCUUACAUUUUUUUUUUUUUUUCACAUUAGGAUUAGAUUUAGCUAUCUAAUUAUAGCGUCCUUUUCAUAUAUAUAUAUGACCGCGAUAACAGUAGAAUUUGAAUAUAUAUAUGACUGCAAUAACAGUACAAUGUGUGAUUGUUACGUCUUAAGUUAGUGUGAUGUAACAAAUAUUCAUGCCAUCAAACCUAAACUGAAACAUAAUAAUAAAACGCAGUUGUUUGCAGUUAAACAAGAACAUCGUAAAUAAACAUGUUGUGCGACGACCGAUUCCAAAACACAUUUUAACAGCUUUAUCCGGCUGAUAAUUCAUAACAUUGUCAAGUAUAAAAGACUGGUCGUCAGUUAAACCCUUCUCAGAUUUACCCUUUCUUUGUUGCACUUUCAUGGAUUUAAUCCAUUCCACCAUCACAGUUUUUGUUACUUUUACAGUUUCCCCAUGCUUUCUGGAAUGUGUUUUCAAUCUUAAUAAUAUCUGCUCUGUUGCUUCGAAUUAUCAGUGGUUUCAGUUAUUCGCUUUCUUUUCUUCUUGGAAAGCAUGACUGUGAAGUUUUAUCACUGAGUUUCACAGACAAACAUAUUAAACUUUUCAAAUAGCCUUUAAAUUUACCCUAUAUAUUUUUCCUUUUCUUUUUCUGACACAUGUUCCCAUGCUGACAAACAAAGUAUAAUAAUAUGUAUGAUGCCUUAAUAUGGUGGAUUACCUUAGCUGCUAAUGUUCCGUCACUGCCUUGCUUUAUGCGUGAUCGAACUAAUUUACUUUUGAAUACAUGCUUUUUUAGAUCUUAUUUUUAUUACAAUGUUGUUACUGUGAUCUCUACUGGUUCUUUAAAUGGUUUGGUUUUUCAAUCAGUUAACACUUUUUUUUUAAAUUGAAACAACAUUAUAGUUCUAAGCAUAAUCAUCUGAUUAGUCUCCCCUUUGGCAUAAUUUCUCGAAACCAUUUUCUUUGUGCCAUUUGUAGAAAGAUGGGUCUCUUUCAAAUAAAAUUUACAACAUUUGGUUUAGGAAUUGCAAAGAGAAAUAAAGAAUCUCCGACCAAAUUGUGCAAGAAUUUAGUCGGGAUUUGAGGGUUUUAGUUCAGGGUUUGUUUUUUCCAAUUUACACACACACAGAGAUAGAACAAAGGUGAGCGAGAGAAGGGAGGAUUUUAUGCAAGGGUUAAAGCGUAGGGGUAAGGAAAGGGUAAGGACGCAUAAUCAAUUUGACUGCACGUGUAAUUCAUAAAUUGAUAGUGUCUGAAUGAGUUUUGGCAAGUAUAUAUACUUAAUGACCAAGUGUUUCUAAAUAUUAAACUAAUGGAAUUUGGAUGCCAUCGUUUCUAUUUAUGAUACAUAUAACUAAAAUGCAUCGGUUUUGGUUCGAGUAUCAUGUAGAGAAUUUCUUGCUAAUUGAACAUGUUUGGUUUUGAGUUUCUGGAUAUAAAAUUUACUAUAAAAGGCUCUAUCUCUUUGAAAUUUUGACCAUUAUUUUUCUGAUCAAAAUAGAGAACUUUGAUUGUUCUAUUAUACAUGACCUAUAUUUUUCACAUUGUUGAAUUAUUUAUACUAUUAAGGAUGAUUAAUAUGAUUAUCAUCAAAAUUAUGGUAUGUUUUAUUGUUUGUCCCAUUUGUAUGUAAAUUCAGCGAAUUGGGGAAAUUUUCGGGUCUGUGAAUUCAAUGAAUUGCCUAGAUGGACCCAUAAUUAAUGCAGUAAUAGUUGAUUUCAUUUUGGAAAAACUGUUGUUGGCCAAAGACAGGUUAUGAUGUCCCAUUUUGUAUGAACUAUAUGUCAAUGAUGAUAGAUUGUAAGGUAAUUGAGGUUUCUGCAAACAAUAACUAUUAAUACAAAAGGAUGAACCGAUGCCGGGUGUACUGUUAAUUAUGUAUAAGACAUUCUUUUUGUGAUGUUGGAACCCACAAUUGGGAUGCAUUUAAACUUAAAGUAUUAUAUAUAUGGGUGAUUUUGUUCUUUUUCAUUUCUUUCAUAUGCACGCCUACAUGAAAAACAUUAUGGUCACGUUUCUUAAACUA
Messenger RNA from Pyrus x bretschneideri (Chinese white pear), 2512 nucleotides. RefSeq lists its product as uncharacterized. The record is from RefSeq and is a predicted model, not a curated record. The transcript is spliced from 5 exons. Lineage: Eukaryota; Viridiplantae; Streptophyta; Magnoliopsida; Rosales; Rosaceae. Bases 178 to 468 code for a protein of 96 amino acids.